Molecule: messenger RNA, 1531 nt
Organism: Bolinopsis microptera
Lineage: Eukaryota; Metazoa; Ctenophora; Tentaculata; Lobata; Bolinopsidae
Exons: 7
Coding region: 48-992 (314 amino acids)
Source: RefSeq, a predicted model, not a curated record
UGGAUGUUGCAAGUGUCUUAAACUGGCUGAAACUGUACUGUAAGAGAAUGUCCAUUACAAUAUACCAACAAAGUAAAGCUUUUGUAUACUUGUCAAAGUACCAUCUCACUCGCUUCAUCGUAGGAUCAGGGGUUUGCGUGACAGCGUAUGUAGCUGGCAGAAAACUAUGUAAAAGAACUGACUCUCCACGACAUGUGGCCUAUGGUCGGAUAAGUAAACACUAUGGCAAGAUGUGUGGAGCUCUGUUGUGGGGACACAUGUUGGUAACUUGUGGUGGGGCUAUGGUAUUGGCUAAAGCUAAGAAUCUCCCUCGAGCUGUCAUGUUACAGAGAGGUUUUGUGUACGGAGAAAGACUGGGUUUCAGUACAAUGUGCGUGUACGUCCCCACGCGUGAGCUGUCGUCACGUGAGUGGUUUGCUCAACUUGCUACAGGAGCUUACAGUGGCCUGAAGUACAGUCUCAUGCAGGGUCACAGAGGCUGGAUAGCUUAUCAUUCGACCAGAUUAGGGUUUUACGGUGGCCUAACAUGUUUUGUUAUCUACUCAUUGGCCAUGUGUUUAAACGAACUGUGGCACAUCUUCAUUGAUCCUGAGCUCACAUACAGUGCUUGGGACGAUUUUGAUCUUGAGGAGUACUUCUUUCACAGGAUUAAACACUUUUUUAACGUACAAAAAUGGAGCGCUUAUUUUGAAAGGACUGAGGUUGAGGAUUUGAUAAAAGUUGCAAGAACUGAAAUGGAGGAAUUAGAGGAUCUUAUGGAGAUGGCUGGUCUUGGACGUGAAGAUCUGGAGCAUGUUAAGCUGGGUGAAGUGAGUAACACAAUGUUUAGUAUUCUGGACAAAGUGACCACUGGGCGAAGAGAAUAUGAUAAGGAAGAGGCAACAACUUCAACCAUGCUGGAGACAAGGAUUCGGCAGUUUGAUCCUCACUACGAAAUUAGUGCCGCAACGCGACGUGGCACACUUGACGAUGCUAAGAGGGUCGGCUACUGAGGGUGACGUCAUCAAGAUAGUGACAUCACCAAGACCAAGAUCAUGACAUCAUCAAGAUAGUGAUUUCAUCAAGAUCAUGACGUCAAUUGUACUACGAUACGUCUUAAACGUUUGCAACAUGAACUUAUACGCCAGUAUGUUUCUCCGGACUUUUUUAACGGAGCGAAACUACUGUUGAAACUAAGCUGCGGGUUAAUGAUAAGCCUGAUUAUUUGUAAAGUUAGUUAAACAUUUAAAUUAUUUUCACGUCGGGUAAACUGAUCACAUUGUCUUCAGUCUUCACCCGGCAAUUAUUUGGGCAUACCAACAAAUAUUAUGUUAAAAAUGUAACUUUUAUUUCAAACAUAUGGAUGAUGUUUGUUGGUGUGUCCAAAUAAUUGCUUGUGUUGGAAUUACUCUAUAUUCAACCAAUUGUGAUUGUAAUAUAAGAGUCGUAACUUACAAUCAUUGUACAAAGUAUUUAUUAUUUACGGAGUAUUCCGUUUAAAGUUCCACGCCACAUGUUAGUACUCAGUAGUCAAUAGUCACCGCCCAUGGCC